AAGCAGGGAAUGAUAAUAGCCAAUGACAUGAUCAGCUGGCCUAUAUUUGAAGUGUGAAUACCAAGAUAUUUGGCUGUAGCCUAUUGUAAAAUUAUAAGAUGGAGUUUAUUGGUGAAGUAGCCCAGAAAUAAGGAAGUAGGAGAAUAAGGAAUAGCUAUAUAUUAAGAAUAAAGUGUGACUGCGCUGUUGGGUAACAUGCAGACUAAAAGUAUUACAGUGUAACGUUAUACUUAUUGUACAACCAACUACAGUCACGUGACUGUGGUUAUUUGAAUUUAACUUAAAAUUACUUGGAUGCUGGUUGGUGGAUUCAUGUUAUCUCGGCCUCUACCUGCUGGAUAAGUUUGGUACCACAGCACCACACGGCGCCAUAUUAGACAGACAUUAUACUGGGGCGGAAUACGGACGAAGUCAAGGAAGGGGAGCGGUACUCCAGAUGUCAAGGGUACAAAGGCCUCAGUAGUCUAUUCGCAAAACACUCGAGGUAACUGCUGUAUGGUUGACAACGAGUAAUUGAGGUAAGAAUCUCGGGCAGCGUCGUCCGAGGCGUGCUGUUUUCCUCGUUGUUUAGCUAAGUUGCUGGGCAGACAUGACUUCCUUGGUUCAGCGGAGUUCGGGCCUUGUGCAGAGGCGGACCGAAGCUUCGCGCAACGCCGCUGACAAAGACCGUCCGUCCGGCGAAGAGGACCAUGAGCCCCGACGGGGAGACGAGCAGGACGAGGACGAUACCGGAGACUCCAAAGAAACACGUCUUACCCUGAUGGAAGAAGUGCUGUUGUUAGGGCUGAAGGACCGAGAGGGCUACACCUCAUUCUGGAAUGACUGCAUUUCAUCGGGGCUGCGAGGCUGCAUGCUGAUAGAACUGGCUCUCCGAGGACGGCUUCAGUUAGAGGCUUGUGGCAUGCGGAGGAAAGGUCUGCUGACCAGAAAGGUGAUUUGUAAGUCGGACGCUCCAACAGGUGACGUGCUCCUGGACGAAGCCCUCAAACACAUCAAAGACACCCAGCCGCCAGAGAGCGUGCAGAGCUGGAUCGAACUGCUCAGCGGAGAGACGUGGAACCCUCUGAAGCUCCAUUACCAGCUGCGGAACGUCCGCGAACGGCUGGCCAAAAACCUGGUGGAGAAAGGCGUCCUCACCACCGAGAAGCAGAACUUUCUGCUUUUUGACAUGACCACGCAUCCUCUCACCAACAACAACAUCAAGCAGCGUCUCAUCAAGAGGGUGCAGGAGGCUGUGCUGGACAAGUGGGUUAACGACCCCCAGCGCAUGGACAAGCGUCUGCUGGCGCUUAUCUUCCUGGCCCACUCCUCGGACGUCCUGGAGAACGCCUUCGCCCCGCUGCUGGACGACCAGUAUGACCUGGCCAUGAAGAGAGUGCGGCAAUUGCUGGAACUGGAGCCCGAGGGGGAGAGCCUGAAGGCCAACGCCAACGAGCUGCUAUGGGCCGUGGUGGCUGCCUUCACCAAAUGAGCCCGCCACAGCGGGGACAGCGAGUGCUCAUGGCAUUCAAGGGGCAUUGUGCUUUGGGGCAGGAAACCGUAGUACUGACCCCAACGUGGUGACUUGACUGAAUUACAGUUUACCCCCUGCCUGGACUUUUGGAAUGGGCUUCCCUCUUUUCUUUUUUCUUUUUCAUCCCUCUUGUCGUCCCCCCCCCCCCCAAAAUCAUCAUUUAUGUUCAAUUUUGCUAAAAAUAACUCACAUGGUUGAGGAUGAAAUGGGUGAGGCCAAAUGAAGAUGUUGGUUCAUAUCCUCUUUUAUUUUCUAUCGGGUAUGUCUUUCUAUGGUCAUGUUUUCUUAGAGGUACGGCACAGGUUACUCAAGGUAGCAUCCUGAUACACGCCAGGGAAUAAAAUAACCCACCGGGAUGUACGUGCACGGAUCCGUACAGGGCAGUGAUGCCGUAAAGGAAAGAACGGUGAGAUGAUACUAAUGUCAAGUCUCUCCAAGUCCAAAAGGAUACCAUCUACCACAUGUGAUUCAAGUGUAUGGAUGUGAUGUUUAUGGUGUCACAGCAUUCUUUUGACUUUCAAAUCAAGUACUGGGAGAAAACUAAUGCGAUCAGAUCUGAAAGUCUGAGUCGAUUGAUGCCCCUUUAUCCAUCCAUCCACACACAUAUAAAUAUAUACAGAUAGAUAUAUAUAUGUACUUGUUUAUCCUGUUCAGGGACGCCAGGGGGCAGGAGAUUGUACCAGCUCUCACUGGCCAGGGGAGGUGACACGUCGCCAGUAUAUCACAGGCCUGAGACGGAGACAAACGGCCAUUUACUUUCCAGUUCACCUGACCUGCAUGUCUUUGGACUGUGCGAGGGAAGCCCAUGCAGGCACUUGAAAACAUUAUCCUAGCUCCACACAACUGCCUGCUGGCUUUGGAUUGGAAGAUUUCCAUGGUGCAACAGCGCCAACUGAGCCAUCAUGCUGGCUUACAUUCCAUCCUUUCUGGCUCAGAGUUUUGGGGAAGAUCAUUUGUUUGUACAACAGGACUAUAAGCCUGCACGAGCAUGGACACAUACGUCCCUGCAAUGUGGAGUGGGACAUAUCAGUUUCCUUAGACUUCUACCCUGUUGAAUAUUUGGGGUAAAAACAUUUCAAAUGAAAGAACAUCAUUAGACAGACUUGUUUGGUGCAUUGGGUAAAAUAGUGCUGGAAUAAUAUAAAUCCUAAAGUUACCGUAGAAUGGAUGGGGCUAAUAGAAAUAUAGAUAGGUGAUGCUUUUUUUUUUUUAAGUCAUUUUUUGCAGUAAAACAUCAUUUUUGGUUUGUAUCUCAUCACUGUGCACUGUCAAAAUGUGUGCAUGUCGAAUAGAACCCAGCUUACAUUCAGAAUUCCAGUAUGUAAUAUCUGAAUGGUAACGGUUGGAAGCAAGCACCUCCAGGUGCAACAUCAUCUCCUUGAAAAGAAAUGGCUCUAAAAUGUGUAAUUGAAAGGAUUUGGUACUAUCAACUAACACAGCAUUAGUGGCUGUUAAGGAUCAAAUUGAAUUAUUUAGUGGCAGAAACAAACUCAGGAAAGAAAACUUAAUUAAUGCCAGCUGCCUUUUGUUAGCAAAAUUCAAAUGGACAAAAUUUACCCUCACGAGUGAAUGCCAAUAUAAUAAUCCCAUAUGAAAUGAUCCAAAUGUCCUUAAGCUGAAGAAAUACAUUGGUGAUGAUCUUCUCCUCAGCUUUUGGGUUUGUGUAUGCUACCCAGACUUGAUAACACGACUACGCUCAUGCAUGUGAAGAUAAAUGGGAUUUUCAACUUUUCUCCAGUACAAGGAUAGGUCUUGCAUAUGAUAUAUUGUCUGUAUUUAAACAUACAGAAAACGAGACCUAUUUUUAGAGAACUUGGGAGCUGUUGUAGAUGUUAGAGCUCGGCCUACUGCAGACAACAAAUCCAGUCUUAGUGGACCAGCCAGCACACACUAUACCAUAUGGAAUUGUUGGCAGGUUUCCCCUGCCUCCAGCCUUUAAGCUUGGCUGAACGUGCUCCAGGCCUAUCUCUGUCUUGGAGGGAAAGAGCUGAAAUCGAUCUUGAUCUUCUCAUGCGAGUGGGGGCUUGUGGCACACGAGAGCAUUUCCUAACCGUGUCAGCGAUGCUUAAAUGUGCCGAUUGUUUGCUUCACGUUGCAGCAACUUGUAAAAUAAAUCUAUUGUACUCAACUUAACUUUAAAAACAAUCUGGAUUAUCUACCAAUUUUACCAAAGUCUAAUCCGACUAAUCAAAAGAUGGGCUCACAUUCCAGAUGUUGCGUGUAAUUGUAUUAGGCACAAACUCAAAGGACAUCUUGUCCCAGUAUGUUUUACAGUUCAGAUGUUCUAAAACAUCCAUCAAAGCCUUUUCACCAUGAACCAUACUUUGCUCUUAAUUUCAUAUUGCCUCAAUUUUAUGAAUUUUGUUUUCACACUUGUUUAGCUGAUCUGUUUUAAUACAACUUUUGCUACGCCGCUUAAUGAAUCUGGUGAAAGACGUUGCUUUAUGACAGACAGUCUCCCUCUGGUGUCUUAUGUAGCAAAGGGUUGGGAGUGAUCAGUCAGUGAUCCUGGGACAAGAGAACUGACCAGGAAGAGGUUUAUGCAUCAGAAAACGCCUCAAACUGCAGAGUGACUAUGAGAGAUUAUAUGUUAUCUAAAUAAAGGGACCUGUAGUCUGUGUACUUUCAUUCACCCUAGAAAAUAAACCAAGAGCUUGGAAGUGCCUAAUCAUA
Molecule: messenger RNA, 4186 nt
Organism: Etheostoma cragini (Arkansas darter)
Lineage: Eukaryota; Metazoa; Chordata; Actinopteri; Perciformes; Percidae
Gene: golph3
Product: golgi phosphoprotein 3
Exons: 4
Coding region: 590-1471 (293 amino acids)
Biological process (GO): Golgi to plasma membrane protein transport; Golgi organization; Golgi vesicle budding
Cellular component (GO): cytosol; Golgi cisterna; trans-Golgi network
Molecular function (GO): phosphatidylinositol-4-phosphate binding
Source: RefSeq, a predicted model, not a curated record